Molecule: messenger RNA, 2078 nt
Organism: Diabrotica balteata
Lineage: Eukaryota; Metazoa; Arthropoda; Insecta; Coleoptera; Chrysomelidae
Source: the annotation of a GenBank genome assembly
CAAAACAUUUGAUUCUAAACCGCUCCAAAGCAAAAGUGAUACCAAAAGUGCAUUAUAUCGCUCGUUGGUGAUCAGUUUGUGACGAAAAGAUGCGUCCUCCUACACAAUAUCCUCAAGAAAUCGCUCAAGAGGCCGAGACCGAGAGUGAACCCGACCCCAGGAUGGGGGCGAUGAUGAUCUGUACGAGACUGGCUGGAAGGGCUGUCAUUAGGGUCAUCGGAAGGUGCAAUGAUGCUAAAGAAAAUGAAAAUCUCGAUUUGUCCGAUUGCCAGUUAAUGCAAGUUCCUGAUGCAGUGUACCACCUGAUGAGGCACACCGAGCUCAAAACCUGUGAUCUUAGUGACAAUGUCAUUACAAAAAUACCGCCAAAGUUUGCCGCCAAAUUCAACCAAAUCACAGAGCUCAACUUAUCUCAUAAUCAAGUGUCAAAGUUGCCCGAUGAAUGCGUCAGCUUAGGUGCUCUUGAGAGAUUGGAUAUUUCGCACAACACCUUUAUAGAAUUGCCCGAUUGUAUUUUCAAAAUUCCCAAAUUACGGCAUCUUAAUGCCAGCAAUAAUAGUAUAGUUGAUUUAGAUGUAGAUUGUUUAAAAGAUGCACCAUCGUUAGAAUCAGUAGACCUAACAAAUAACCCGUUGGCACCGAGAAUAUAUGAACAACUAUCUAGAUUAUCAGAUCUCCGAAUACUGCUCACUCCCCGAGAGAAAGAAGAUUGGGAAGAUCUCACCAUUUAAUAGUUAGGCAAUAUGUUUUGUGGCAAAUGCUAUAGACUGAAGACAGCAAAUUGAUAGGUUCAGUUAUAGCGGACUACUUCCUAAAUUGUGUUCCAUCAGAGACGUACCGAUUGUAGCUGUAAAUCAGUGUGUGUAGUCGAUCUAUGACUAAUAAUGUAAUGAAAUGUAGAUUAUAAGAGAUAUAAAGGUAUCGUCCACCUUUUUAUAUUCUUUCAUCUCAAUUACUUGCAGUGUGUAUUUCAUUUUUUAGUAAAUUAAUAAAAAAAGUAUCAAAAGGAAUAGAAAAAGUCUCAGAGCCCGGUAUUUAUUUACAUUAUAAAAAUCUCUAGUGAUUGUAAAUUCUUUUGGUUUUUUAGAUGUUGUAUUCGAAAUUGCCGAGGGGAAUUCAUAUAUAUGACCAACUUUGUAUUUUCCAAAAACAUUUCAAAGUAUGGCACACAAAUAAAACAAAUGUAUAUCUCUGGGACCCAAGAUUCAAUUAGGAAGGGACAUCUAAACAACGGAGUUAAACAAGACUACAAGAGAAUAACACGGGCAGCUCAGAAUGCAGUUAAAAGAAUUAUAAUGCUGAAAUGGAACUGACAAGCCAUAUCGUCAGAGUCAGAGAUGAAAGAUGGACCAAGAAAAUUUUAGAAUGGAACCCUUAUGGAUGCGAGAAUUUUUACACAGUAAAAUAACAGCAAACAAAAACUACGAUUUUGAAGACAUGAUAGAACAAGGAUAAAAUAAAUAAUAUAUAACCAAGAGUCGCAAAGAAAAGAAAACUACGCAAAUCAAAGAAACUAUUGAACAAAUUACAGAAAUAAGAAUAAUGAAAGAGAAGUUCCUUAAAGGUUUUUUAAAAUUUUCGUUAAAAAAAUAAUAAGCCAGGGAAAGAAAAAAGUUGAUAGUUGGUUAGAUAAAAUUUUCCUGAAUGCUAAUAUAAUAUCUUUAGAACUAGUUACUCAUUGUUAUGUGACAUACAGCUUUUAAACAGUUUUUUCUAAACAAUAGGUCAUAUAUGUUAGAAAUUUGACAAAAUAUUGUACCUGAAGGAACACAAGCUAGGAACGCUCUCUAUAUGGUGCUGCAUAUGUAGGUCUACUUACUAGACAGAGUUUUGUCAAGAUAUUUGUAUUUUUAUAUAAAGGUAUUUAUAGUAGAUAAUUUAAAAAUGACUAAUUUUUCAGGUACUUAUUUUUGAAGUACUUAUGUGUGAAUAUUUUUUGUACUGACUUCCUGUUGAACUGUAAUAAUGUACUAUUUGACAUUGGUAAUGGUUACCAUCUAGUCAUAUAUUGUGAUAUGGUUCUAUAAUUUAGUGAUUGGAUGCUCUGUUUACAACUGUCAAAUAAAGAGAUCUAGUAA